CUUUAGUUCCUGAUGAAGCUCCAAGGUUAAGUCGUAUUUCCACCAUAACACCUAUAAAUGGCAGCGGACGUGAAUAAAAAACACUGCAAUGAACAAAGAUACCUUGCUCAAUCAGCUGUCCUGAGAUACCUGACCGUUAUGAUGUAAUGGCCCUGCGUAACGCUUCCUCCGCCUGCAUGGCUGGACUCGCGGCUUCUAUAUAUAAGCGAGGCGCCGCUGGCCAUGGCAGAACAAACUCCACUUGGAACUCGUCAACAAGACAAACAUUACAGAUACAAAAUGGGAGACAAUAGAACACUGGUGAACAGCUGCUGCUGUGGCUGCUCAUUGCGCACCGGCACACUCAUCAUAGCUGCCCUCAGUUUGAUAUAUGGGUUGCUUGGCGUCGCUUACAGCAUUUACAUUAUCGUUGCUGGGGUGACUGAGGGCUGGCUGGACCUGGUCUUGGCUCUCCUCAACGUCAUCUUCGCCAUCAUCCUCAUCGUGGGUGUGCGCCAGUGUCGCCGACGCCUGGUGUUGGCGUGGGUGUGGGCUGCUGUCUUGAGCGUGAUUUUGGGCAUCGUGUUGGGCGUCCUCUACGUCAUCGUCACCCAGUCCUUCGUCGUCGCUAUCAUCAUUGGGGUGAUCUCUGCCAUUCAAGCUUACUUCGUGGUGGUGGUGCACUCCUUCGCCCAGACCCUGGACGAGACGCAACAGGGAGCGUAAACUGAGCAGUAUCACGAGUCUUCUAUACGGCAUUCUCAUAUCGUGUGUGCUCGUAGCCCCAAGCUUUCAGAUUUAAUUGCCAUGAAGGAUGUAACGAUUUUGUACUCAUUUUUAUGCUGUUAUUUAUAAUUAUUGAUGUUUCUUGUUAGCCAAUAAGUUUGCUUAUUAAAUUACUAUUUAACCAUA
Molecule: messenger RNA, 891 nt
Organism: Penaeus vannamei (Pacific white shrimp)
Lineage: Eukaryota; Metazoa; Arthropoda; Malacostraca; Decapoda; Penaeidae
Source: RefSeq, a predicted model, not a curated record